AUGAAAAAACCAAAUGAAACUAAUUGUUAUUGUCCAAGAAAUAAAACAGAAGAAAUUCUUCUAACAUUAAAUCUUAUUGAAGUGAUCAUAGGAAAGGACGUAUCUAAAUUAUCUAAAACUCCUUAUUUUGUCUUCUCUAUUAUCACAUAUCAACAUGCUCAUUUUGAAACUUUGUUAAUAAGAAUGUAUGAACGAAUGAUCAGUGCUAUGUCAGGAGAGCAUGACCGUUGGUUAUCAUUUGCUUAUACAAUGGUAAACUCAAAAUAUGAUUCUCAUUCAUUACCAAUUAUUUCUCAUAUUACCAGCCGUCCAUCACCACCACCAAUAUCUAAAACAUUAUUAUAUCAUACCUUAUUAAAUACCCAACAAUCUUCACAACUACUAAGUUCUAAAAUUCCAAGUUUUUACCAAGGUAUUGCUCAUUCACAAUUAUCUGUUCUCAAAAACUCUUCUAAUCAUCAACAACAAGCAAUUCAAUUAUUACUUCCUUUGAUAGAGAUAUCUCCUACAGCUCGAUUUCAUAUUUCAUUGUUAUAUGCUGAUCUUAGACAACCAUUAAUCGCACUAAAAGUGUUAUUGCCUUUACUUAAAGUUCCUAUGCCAGCUCUUAAUGUCUAUAAACUAACUGUUUUAUUAUUAAUUUCAUUAAAGAAAAUAGAGACAGCAAGUUCUACAUUAUUAGUAGCAAUUAGAAAGUAUCCAAAUGAUUUAUUCUUACGAGUUUGUCAGUUACGUAUUAAACCUGAUUUAGAUAUGCUUGUUGAUCUCUUUAAACACUUUAAUGAACAAACUGAAACACACGAAUGUGAUGUUGCUCCAAGUAUUUUUCCUUCAGUCGGAAGUGAUGUUAUUUCAUCAGCCAGAAGUUCUGCAAGAAGUACUGCUGGUGAUCAAGCAAGCAGAGUAUCUUCUUUAGCGUUUACUCAGUCCAAGCUAACAUUUACUGAACGUGUAUCUGUUUAUAGUAUCUUUGGAAGAAACGUUCCUGCUGCUUUAUGGAAAGAGGCUGUUUUAGUAUUUAAUGCUUUUCAUAUGAAAGAGGAUAUUAAGAAGUGCAUUCAAGAAGGAGAAAUAGUUGCAAAUUUAGAAGGUUCAAGUGAUUUAGAUAGGAGAAUUGGAUUAGAACCAGUUCUACCUUCAGAGUUCCAUAUGAUGAGAGCAACGUUAUGUGGAGAAACAACUCAAAUUGACGAAUUACAAAAAGCAAAAAUUGAAGGAAGUUGUGACGCUGUAUUUGCAUUGGUGAAAGAGAAAAAUAAAGAGAGUCUUAAUGAUAAUGAUAAGGAAUGUCUUAUUAUUGAAAUUCAAAAUUAUUUAAAACAAAAACCAUUUGACCAUAAUGCAUGGGAAUUAAUGGGUAAUUUAUAUGAACAACUUGGAAACGAAAAUAGGGCUUGUGAUUGUUUUGAAUUAGCAAUUAAGUUAAAUGAUACUGAGCCAUUACUUCCAUUUAGUUGUAUUGAAAGAACUGCUAUUUUAAAUUAA
Messenger RNA from Entamoeba dispar SAW760, 1485 nucleotides. RefSeq lists its product as uncharacterized. NCBI's taxonomy places the organism in Eukaryota, Evosea, Mastigamoebida, Endamoebidae. The transcript has a single exon. The record is from RefSeq and is a predicted model, not a curated record. The coding region runs from base 1 to 1485 and encodes 494 amino acids. Gene Ontology annotation, molecular function: protein binding.